AUGGUGGAAGUGCAACCCCAAAGUUUGGAUAGAAUCAACACUCUUCCUCAAGACACAAUUGAAAAAAUUCCGACUCUUUUGCCCAUCCAAGAUGCACUGAGGACGAGCGUUUUGUCAAAGAAAUGGAGGCAUUGCUGGAAGGGAAUGCCUAAACUUGUAUUUGAUGACAAGUACUUGAAUUGCUCAUCAAGUAGCAAAGAAAUUAACAAAUAUAAGUUUGUCACUACCAUCUUCCAUGUUUUUUUGCUACACAAUGGUCCAAUAUUAGAAUUCAGUAUCUCUAUUAAUAUUGAUACAGAAAUUGAUGAGUGA
Molecule: messenger RNA, 312 nt
Organism: Lactuca saligna
Lineage: Eukaryota; Viridiplantae; Streptophyta; Magnoliopsida; Asterales; Asteraceae
Source: the annotation of a GenBank genome assembly